Aspergillus calidoustus is the source of this 1512-nucleotide messenger RNA. The record is from the annotation of a GenBank genome assembly. NCBI's taxonomy places the organism in Eukaryota, Fungi, Ascomycota, Eurotiomycetes, Eurotiales, Aspergillaceae.
AUGCCGUCCUCGUAUCCUGGGUUCAAUCGCCCAAGGAGGUCUACCAAGUCUUCCGCUGCUUCUGUCAUCUCGACGAGCUCGAAGACAUCCAAACCUUCAGUCGAGAAAUCCAGGAAAGAUAUUCCUCCACCUCCGCCUCCACCACCCGCGCCGCCGAGCGUAGAACCGAGCGGCUCUGGAUAUACUCCCAAGGCGCAACCGGCGCCAGCAACUGCACCCGCUCCAAAGAGCAAAGAAAGCAAAGAGAAUGCGCUGAACGUGUUUGAAUUCCUUCAGUCCGACUCGGAAACAGACAGCGAUUCAGACUCGGAUCUUACCUCGUCCGAUGACGAUGACCUGCGCCCUCCAUUCCCACCUAGCUCCAGCUCUAAACCCAAAGCUUCUGCUCCCCGCCAACCAAACACGGCUGUUCCCGUGCAGAACCGUCCAAGACCCUCAUCUGCCAAACCAAAGGAGACACAGCCGCCCGGCUUGUUCAAUACGUCCCCGGCCACAGCGCCGCCACUGCAUCUCGCCAAGCAGCCACCGGCUCAUCGACGACCGUCCACUGAUGCAUCAAUCAGCGUCGCGGGGUCGUAUGAUGGCUCGCUACCUCCAGAGCAUAGAAACUUGGAACUAGUCCCGGAGGAUUAUUACCAGAAGGCCUCUACUUCUCUCCGUCGAGCGUCCUUCCCGCCAUCUCCUCCGCAAAGCCCAGAGGAAGACCUACAUCGCUCUGGCCGGAAGAUUAGGCGGAGCACAAAAUCUUCACGCCUUCCCACCGGGUAUGGCCUCAUAGCAUGGCGGCUGAGUUCAACCGCGGAGGGGAAAGAGUAUAGUAUACCGCCCCUCUACCGACGCUUCGAAGACGUCAACCAUCGAGUCCUGCUAUACCUACAGGAUGAAAUCGCCCACCUGGAAGAAGAGCUGCGGGUGCUGGACGACUAUGAAGAAAUGCAGCGCCGAGGAGCCGCCGAACAGGAGGGCACAAAGGUGAUGCCUGCGUCUCGACGCAUGGACGUCCAAGCUCAGGCCUAUUCGUCCCUCCAUUACCGCCGCGAGGAGGUAAUGGGCACAUUGAUCCAGAAAACAGAGCAAUAUAACAAUGCUCUCGCAGCCUACAGCAAAGUCCUUCAAACUCUCCCGCGCGCCAGUGAAACAGACGUAGACACCUACCGCAAAUGGAUGAAAGGAAACGUCCCCGUCGCACCCCACGAAAUGCGUUUCCUCGACCACCGCAAGGAUCUCGUCUCGCUGACUCCGGGAAAGAAAUCUGAGCCCUCAUCGGAAACACCACCCGUCUACUCUGCCAUCAUCAUCGCCUCGGCUGCAAUCAUCCUACCACUCCUGGCAUUUAGCAUGAUCGCCGAAUUCGCUGGCCGAAUUCUGGUUGUCGCCGUCGUCGGUGGUGCUUCGGCGGCCGUUGCAGCGAAUUACUCGACGGGGGCUGAACAUCUUGUCAAGUCGCAGGAUGGGUGGCGGUGUGCUGGAUUAUACUUUGGCUUCAUGGCCGUAGCUGCGCUAUGCAUUUAG